CACCCUUGAAAUACAUAUUUCCUCAUGUCUUUUUUUCUUUCUCUUAUGUAGAAUGUGUUUGCUGCUGGAACAGAAACUAGCGCCGCUAGUGUGAUUUGGGUCAUGACCUUCCUAAUGAAAUAUCCUAGGUGUUUGAAGAAAGCUCAAGAUGAAGUGAGAAGUUUGAUAAGGAAAAAUGAUUUUGUAAUUGAAGAUGAUAUUCAAGACUUAACUUAUCUUAAAGCUGUGAUAAAAGAAACAUUCAGAUUGCAACCAAUAGCUCCAUUGUUGUUGCCACGAGAAACAAUACGAAAGAGCAACAUAAGUGGAUAUGAAAUACCUGCCAAAACCUUAGUUUAUGUGAAUGCGUGGGCAAUUGGAAGAGAUCCUGAAGCUUGGGAAAAUCCAGAAGAAUUCUAUCCAGAGAGAUUCAUCGGCAGCUCUAUUGACUAUAAAGGACUAGACUUUGAGCUCAUACCUUUUGGUGCCGGAAGAAGGGUUUGUCCCGGAAUACAUAUGGGAGUUGCGACUGUGGAGCUUGCCCUUGCUAAUCUUCUCUACAAAUUUGAUUGGGAAAUGCCGAUCGGGAUGAGUGAAGAUGACUUAGACUUUGAUGUGACAAUUGGUUUGAGUUUACACAAAAAAAAUGCUCUUUGCCUUGUGGCCAACGAGAUCAAUGUUUAAUGCAUGUAAUGUUUUUUUAUUUUGAAAUGCUUAAUGCAUGUAAUUUUAUACAAUUAACUUAGUUUGCUACUAGUUUGUUCUAGUUUGGAGUGUCAACAAUAUUUUAUGUUGUCUAUGUUUAAUAAUAAAUUUAUGUAUUUUUAAUAUCUUUUAA
Theobroma umbraticum is the source of this 817-nucleotide messenger RNA. RefSeq names its product cytochrome P450 83B1-like. Gene Ontology annotation, molecular function: oxidoreductase activity, acting on paired donors, with incorporation or reduction of molecular oxygen; heme binding; iron ion binding. Lineage: Eukaryota; Viridiplantae; Streptophyta; Magnoliopsida; Malvales; Malvaceae. The record is from RefSeq and is a predicted model, not a curated record.